AUGCAGCUGACCCAGCUGACCUACCGCCCUAGGGGCUGUAGCCUGAGGGACGGCUCCCUGGAGCUCAUGGCCCGUGAAGACUUUAGGCUCCUGGUCUCCCCGCCACACGCGGACCUCCCUGGCACGUCCUCUCCCAGGCUCGCGCCCCUUCCCUGCCCGAUCUUGCGCCAGGAACACCGGAAAGGGACAUCAGACGGUGAAGGAGGGAUAUUUGAGCCUCUGCGGAGGCAGGCCCGGAAGGGAAUGGGCCGGGACUGCAGCCAUCUCCCCGGUGUCGCCCGACGCCAAACGGUGAGAGACCCGGUACAGGACGGAAAGGGGAGUGCCGCCCUUCUGCCCAAGCCCCGCCCCUUCCGGCUCAGCCCCGCCCCUCCGGCUCUGCCCUCCUCUGGUCCCGGCUCAGCCCCGCCCCGGUCCCCGCAGUUCUCCGCGCUGCGCCGGGAGCUGCCGCCCGCCGUGCACCUGCUCACGCUGGCUCGGUGGGGCCCGGGGACGCUGCUGCUGCGCUUGGAGCACCAGUUCGCCGUUGGGGAGGACCCGGGUGGCAACCUGAGCUCCCCCGUGACCUUGGACUUGCGGGACCUGUUCUCCACCGUCAGCAUCACCGCCCUGCGGGAGACCACGCUGGCGGCCAACCAGCUUCGGAAGGACGCGGCCAGGCUCCAGUGGGACACGGACGCGGGUGGGCGCCUGCCGGGGGCGGGAGGGGCUAGGAGGUCGGAGGCGGUGCAGAUGCCCAGGAGAGGGGCUCACGGCCCGAGGGCAGCGUCCGGCUGUGGAAGGCUUGAUGGUUUCCUGACCAGGCUCGGGAACAGGGCUGGAGGUUCUGGGGUGGGAUGGACUUGGAAGGCCUGGGGAAGCAUUGCCGCGGGGUGAGGCCGAGAAAGGCGG
Molecule: messenger RNA, 891 nt
Organism: Choloepus didactylus (southern two-toed sloth)
Lineage: Eukaryota; Metazoa; Chordata; Mammalia; Pilosa; Megalonychidae
Product: lysosomal alpha-mannosidase-like
Exons: 5
Coding region: 1-876 (291 amino acids)
Biological process (GO): carbohydrate metabolic process
Cellular component (GO): lysosome
Molecular function (GO): carbohydrate binding; alpha-mannosidase activity
Source: RefSeq, a predicted model, not a curated record